Messenger RNA from Vigna angularis (adzuki bean), 1444 nucleotides. Its product is annotated as 28 kDa ribonucleoprotein, chloroplastic. Gene Ontology annotation, cellular component: cytosol. The transcript is spliced from 4 exons. Lineage: Eukaryota; Viridiplantae; Streptophyta; Magnoliopsida; Fabales; Fabaceae. Gene Ontology annotation, molecular function: mRNA binding. The coding region runs from base 102 to 965 and encodes 287 amino acids. The record is from RefSeq and is a predicted model, not a curated record.
UGUUAUAACUUAGGCGCAAGCUUAAUUUGUUAUCCUCUGUUCUAUCUACUGCACUUCUCACACUUUCUCUUUGGGUGGAUAAAAGCAAAACAAAACAUAAAAUGCCACACACCCUUUUUCACACUUUCUUUACACCACCUUCUUCUUCUUAUGUGCUACCCUUCAAACUGUACAAACCCCAAGUGAAACGAUUCGUUUUACAUUUCGGGCUUCCACGGCGUUCCCGCACAUCUCCAGAACCUUCAUCAUCUUCUUCUUUCACUUCGCAGAGGAAAACUAGGGAGGUGGUUGAAGAACGGAUUAAUGGAGAAGAAUCUGUUUACCCUCAAAAAGGUGAUGGUUUAGUGGAUGAAGAAGAUAACGAAAGGCUUGGAAAAUCGUGUGAAGUGUACGUGUGCAACCUCCCCAGAAGCUGUGAUGCAGCAUACUUGCUUGACUUGUUCAGGCCAUAUGGGACCAUUCUAUCGGUUGAGGUUUGCCGAAAUGAUGAGACUAAUGAAAGUAAGGGUUGUGGUUACGUGACACUGGGAUCUGUAUACUCAGCAAGAAAUGCAGUUGCUACAUUGGAUGGAUCAGUUGAUGUUGAUGGGCGCGAAAUGAGGGUUAGAUUUUCAAUUGAGGUGAAUUCUAGAAGGAGGGGUUUUAAUAAAGCGAACUCUUCCACCAAGAGGAUCUUAUACUAUGAAUCUUCUCAUAAGCUGUAUGUUGGCAAUCUUCCUAAGACAAUGAGACCUGAACAGCUGAGAGAUCACUUUAGCAGAUUUGGAAAUAUAGUUGGUGCCAGAGUAUUGCUUGAUUUUAAACAAGGGAAAAGUCGAGCCUAUGCCUUUCUCUCCUUUCAAUUAGAGGCGGAACGUGAUGCAGCAAUGUCUCUCAAUGGAACAGAAUUUUAUGGUCGAACACUAAUAGUUAAAGAGGGUGUUGAGAGGACAGAGCCUUUAACUGAAGCUUCAGUGUCUGCAUAACAAUGGGAGCAAUUUUGGUUUUACUCAUGGAGGAAGAUUUCUAGUGUGUAUAGCUGAGGCAUAUUUGCGAGGCUUCUACACUAGAAAAUGGUCGGUCAAGAAGAGGUGACCCUGUCACUGCGGCAGUUCAGCAAAUAUAUGCGUUCAUUCUAUUCUAUUUCUCUUGUAUUUCAAAUUGCAAUGAGUAAUAUGAAGGUAUUGUUGUUGAGUCAAAUUUGUCUUUGAAUUUAGCGAUGGGAUGAAAUACUGCUACCAUUGCUAGUACACAUAUUGCAGAGCAUUGUGAUGUAGAACAUGAAUAAACUCCAUGCAGAGUAAAGCUAGUACAUCACGAACAGGUGCCUUACUAUAGGUCACAGUAGCAUGUGUUAGUGUGUUUAGAAAUGGGACUGUUUUUAAUCUUGAAACUAAUCCCAACACUAUAUUGUGGGUUGCCUUCAUGAAAAGUGGCAUGUAACACAGAAAAAGUGUUUUCUGGA